Messenger RNA from Piliocolobus tephrosceles (Ugandan red Colobus), 886 nucleotides. RefSeq names its product nuclear protein 1, transcriptional regulator (gene NUPR1). Gene Ontology annotation, biological process: negative regulation of cell cycle; negative regulation of cell population proliferation. The transcript is spliced from 3 exons. The record is from RefSeq and is a predicted model, not a curated record. The coding region runs from base 298 to 546 and encodes 82 amino acids. Gene Ontology annotation, cellular component: nucleus. NCBI's taxonomy places the organism in Eukaryota, Metazoa, Chordata, Mammalia, Primates, Cercopithecidae.
CCAGCUGGGCGAGCCUGGGAGGCAGGAGGUGAGUGGGGCCGGACUCAGGGACCAGCUCUUCCCGUCUCAUGACUGUGUUUACUGGGCUGGAUUUUGAGAAGGGGCCAGAUUGCAUCAGACAGGGCCUGAUGGGCUGGAGCCAGACGAUGGGCUGGAGCCAGACUGUGGUCUGAGGAGGAGACACAGCCUUAUAAGCUGAGGGAGUGGACUGGGAGUGGAGAGGCACAGGGGCCAGGAAAGCAGAGAAAGACAAAGCGUUAGGAGAAGAAGACAGGCAGGGAGGACAAGCCAGGCACGAUGGCCACCUUCCCACCAGCAACCAGCGCCCCCCAGCAGCCCCCAGGCCCAGAGGACGAGGACCCCAGCCUGGAUGAAUCUGACCUCUACAGCCUGGCGCAUUCCUACCUGGGAGGUGGAGGCCGGAAAGGUCGCACCAAGAGAGAAGCUGCUGCCAACACCAACCGCCCCAGCCCUGGCGGGCACGAGAGGAAACUGGUGACCAAGCUGCAGAAUUCAGAGAGGAAGAAGCGAGGGGCACGACGCUGAGACAGAGCUGGAGAUGAGGCCGAACCAUGGACACUACACCCAGCAAUGGAGACAGGACUGCGGAGGAAGGAAGAACCAAGACAGGAUCCAGGCCAGCUUGCCACACCCCCCACCCCAGGACUUAUCCCUGCUGACUGAGUCUCUGAGGGGCUACCAGGAAAGCACCUCCAACCCCAGCAAAAGUGCAAGAUGGGGAGUGAGAGGAAGGGAAUGGAGGGGCAGAGCCAGGAAGAUACCCCCAGAAAAGAAAGCUACAGAAGAAACUGGGGCUCCUCUAGGGCGGCAGCAACAAUAAAUAGACGUGCACGGCAGCCACAGCUUGGGUGUGUUUUCAUCCUUG